Messenger RNA from Cuscuta campestris, 2082 nucleotides. The record is from the annotation of a GenBank genome assembly. NCBI's taxonomy places the organism in Eukaryota, Viridiplantae, Streptophyta, Magnoliopsida, Solanales, Convolvulaceae.
AAUGAUUGUUGUUUGUUGCCUUUCAAUUACCAGGCGUUUCUAGAAUGAGUCCAUUUGAAAAUCGUGAGUUGAUGUAUAAGAAAUAUGAGAGAGAAGGUGUUGUUAGUCAAGAAUGGGUGGACAACGUGGUUGAGUUUGUAGAGUACUGUGAGUCAAGUCCCAAUGUAGAUAGGUUGGAUAACAAGAAAAUGCGAUGUCCUUGCAAGAAAUGUAAGAACAUCAAGUUUUGCUCAUCAAAGAUUAUGCUGGAGCACAUUUUGCGGUUUGGAUUCACACCCAAUUACUUUGAUUGGGUAUGUCACGGGGAGAAUCAUGGUGACUACGUACCUCCACAACAAUGUAAAGUCCCUCGUCAAGCUGAUGCCUCAGAUGUAUCACAUGUCCCGGGUAGAGAACAGUUUGUACACAUGAUUUAUGAUGCAGUCGGCCCGACUAGGAUAAACUCUGUUCUUGAAGAAGAGCCGAAUUCGACAGACAAACACUUCUUCGAAAUGUUGAAAGCUGCUGAUACAGAUCUUUGGCCGGGGAGUUCUAAGAUGUCUAAGUUGUCUGCAGUUGCACGCUUGUUGAAUAUUAAGUUAGAGCAUAAUCUAUCUGAGCGUUGUUACGACACCAUAUGUCAAUACAUCAAAGACAUUCUUCCGGAGGACAACUCAAUGGUGAAUGACUUUUAUGAAACUAAAAAGAUGAUUGAAGAGAUUUCACAAGUGUAUGUAAGGUUGUGCGCAAAUGAGAUUAAAGAGUCUACAUCACAGAUUAGUGAAGAAUCCCUGUUGAAACGUGUAGAGGAGACGUUUGCAAAUUGGUUCCAGAAACACGUAGAGAAUGAUAGGUCUGUCCCAGAAAUAAUCACUGAUGUGGCCAAGGGUCCCUUAUCAUUUGCCAAGUCAUACCCAAUAUACUUUGUAAACGGCUACUGCUUCCACACAGUAAAACAUGGUUCAAAGCGUGCAGUGUACAACAGUGGGGUAUCUAUUACGGGCGAAUAUGGAGAGUACUUUGGGGUAUUAGAGGAGAUACUUGAAAUUGAGUAUCCAGCUUUGCCACUUAAACAUUGUGUUUUGUUUAAAUGUCGAUGGUUUGAUCCGAGGUUGAAUCGGGGGACACGAAUAUACAAGAAGUAUGGUUUACUUGAGGUGCUUAAGAAGGGAGAGUUUAACCGAUAUGAGCCUUUUAUUUUUGGGUCACAAGCAAACCAGGUUGUGUAUGUGGAAUACCCUUGCACGCAAAAGACUAAGAGUGAUUGGAUUGCAGUGUGUCAUGUUCACCCUAGAGGUAAUUGGAUUGAAUCAGGAAAUACACUAGAAUCAGUAGACAAGGUGCAACAGGAACCUUUUCAAGCAAAUGGGAUGACCGAGAGAACCACAAUCAUGGAAGUGACACAAGAAGAUGAACACAUUAAUCUAUCACGAGAGGGAGAUGCGAAUUUCGCUGACGAUGAUAGUAACGCAGAAGAUGAGGCAUCUAGGGUUGGGGAGAGUAUUGAGGAUCAGGAGGAUGGAGUUGGCGAUGACCAUGACUUCGAGGACUGCUUUGGCGAGGGACGCAGUGGCGGGGCGCGUGAUGGUGAGGACGGGGUCCAUGAUAAUGUGGACCAACAGGGUGGAUAUCACGAGGGUCCCGGUCAUCAUGGUCAGUUCGUGGUUACAAUCACUAGAGCUGGUGCUGCGCUCAUCACACCAGCAUUCUACGAGAGGACGGACGCGACUGGCUUUUCGUGGGGCAAAGUCUCAAAGACGACGAAGGAGUUCUACUUUCGAGAGUUUAAGGGCAUGCUGAGGAAAGCUUUUCUCAAGAAAGCUGCUGAACGGUACGCGAGUUAUACAUACAAUCAAAGGAACCCAACUCGAUUGAAAAAGAAGAAGAUGGACCCUCGGCCACUUGAGCAGUUGAAGAAGGUUUGGGAAGAGGAUCCAGAGUUUUUGGAGUUGAGUAAGACAAAGAAGAAGAAUAGAAGAAAGGGAAAAGAGGAUGGUCCUUCUUGGAACACGGGUUUACGCCUAUGUCGUACUAAGCCGUGUUUGUUUUAUGACAGGUUUUGAUAAUGCCAAACCGCCGUGACAAUAACAAGGUUAAACUGAG